CACGGCCCAAGCCCUUGGCACCCUGCAAGCACAUCCGCCGCGACGAACCACUCUACAACAUGCACGUGCUUGGAUUUGCUAUUUUCGCGACGGUGCUCGCCGUCGUGCCAACCCAUGCCUAUCGCCUGCGUCGCACGGCUGAAGAAGACGACUGCUUGAACGAAUGCCGGGCGUUCGUCGGCACGUUUCAAGAAGGUGUGUGCGAGCCAUUCCGAUACCGCGUGCCACGCCCCGCGCUCUACUCUCGAUGCACGGAAGCGUACACGACUGGGACGGCUGCCGGGUGCGCAUACUGCACGGCGUCGGCGUCCAAGUUGGCGCACAUCACGGAUGGCGUGUUCCAUUACUGCGACCAGUGGGGCCGCGGCCACGACCGCGGGUACGAGCAAGCGUGCAAGGACGGGUACCUGGCCGCAGUGACCAACGUGAAGCGCUUUCUUAAAGCGAGCGCCUACGACCCUGUCCGCGAUGACGACGAAGCCGACGGCCGGCCCAAGAUCGUCGCGGCCAACUCGAUUCGCCGCCAUAACGACGACAACGAUGUCGAGUCGGCCGAGUCGAUUGUGCAGCGCCAUUUGAACGAAGCUCGCCGGGAAGCCAUCAGUGACUUUGAGAAUCGGGUCGACCGGCAAGACUAUCGCGGCCUCUGAAUCGCUGCGUGUGUGCCUUGACCUCUGCCACGGGCCGUGACUCCCCCACUCCGUCUAGAUUAGUAAUUAAAGCUUCCACUGAUGUUGACAUGCUACUCCAUGCCAUCGUCGUCGGACGCGUCGCUGCCCAUGUAGCUGCUAUUGUCGUCAAUCUCGAGGCCUUCGUACGCCUCGUCGUCUUCAUCGUCACUCACCAUGUCCUCCACAACGUCUUCCGCCGCCGGGACGGCCGCGAUCGGAGCGGCCUUGACGCCUUCGUCUGUGAAUAGCACAGCGUUGAGCCGCUGUUUGGCAUAGUACGUGUGCACGGCUUUUCGCGCCUCGAUGUGGUGGACAUGCACCAUGCGAUCGAGCCCGACGGACGCCACAUACGGAAGCGUCGGAUGCAGUGCCAUGUCUCGAAUCGACCCCACCGGACCGUGAUACCGACCCAAGUGCUUGAAAGUUCGCAUGUCGAUAGCGUUGACGUUGCCUGCCGUGUCGCCAAACAUAACACGGUGGUCCUGGACGACGAGUGAUGUGAUGGGGUGCUCGCCAAAGGACGUCUCCAGCACCGGUCGUCGCUUCGCACUCGUGUCGUAAAUGCGGAUCUGAUGGUACGCUGUACCAACGACGAGACGGUGGCCACUUUCGCUGCCACCCGCGGCCGACGUCGGCGGCAAGAACGUGAUGGCCUUGACCCACACAGGGACGCGCAUGUCCAAGUUGUCGUGGGUGACGUUUUUUGCUUUGAAAACUGCCUGCUGGGUCUGCAAGUCCCACACGUUCAUGUCGCGCUCUUUGCCACCGAUUGCAAUCACAUUGGACGCGUAUGGAUUCACGCGCAGCGUGUGAAUGUCGUUGCCGACGUUGAACGCAGGCGGGUUCGGCUUCACGUGCAACGGGUGGACCACUUCGACACGUCCUGCCGUGUUGCAGCGCACAAUCGACCCGUAUUCUGCGACAACGCCCAUCCCGACAGGGCUGCCUUCUCGCGUGAAGCUCCACGGCGACCCACCGUUGAUACCGACACAGUCGACGUCGCCGUUUGUGCGCGCAACGACCACGUCCUUGUCGGACCAUGCCAGGUACCGAGCAGAUUUGCUACGGCCCUGCGCCGUGCCUGUGAGCAUCGUGGCAGUGGCUGCUUCGAGAGCUACGUUCUUGACGAGCCCGGUUUCAUCGCCGACGAUGACGCGCAUGAUGCUUCAACGCGAC
Messenger RNA from Aphanomyces invadans, 1847 nucleotides. RefSeq lists its product as hypothetical. The coding region runs from base 60 to 650 and encodes 196 amino acids. NCBI's taxonomy places the organism in Eukaryota, Oomycota, Saprolegniomycetes, Saprolegniales, Verrucalvaceae. The transcript has 3 exons. The record is from RefSeq and is a predicted model, not a curated record.